Molecule: messenger RNA, 1285 nt
Organism: Paramecium sonneborni
Lineage: Eukaryota; Ciliophora; Oligohymenophorea; Peniculida; Parameciidae
Source: the annotation of a GenBank genome assembly
CAGGCUUAAUAAUAUAAUAAGAGAUGAAGAAAUCUAUGGGACAAAGUUAUCGUAAAAUAUAAGCUGAAUUUAGGUAUAUAGUAUAUAUAUUUAUAUAUAAUAAAUAGAUCACAUCGACCUCAAUUGACAGAAGUAUAAAGCAUGACAGUAAUAACAAAUUAAAGUAAUUUAGUAUUUAUUCUUUAAGAUGGAACAAUGAAAUUCUCAAUAAAAGAAUAUCUUGAGAGAUAAAGAUGUAAUAUAAAAGAAAAGAAAACUUCAUAAAGUGAUAAUUUUCUAAGAAAGAUUGCUCCUAUUAAAUUAGAGAAUUAAUUAAGCAAAAACAAUUCACCUCGAUUUAGAAUUAAAUUGGUUUCAAGUCCAUUAAGUACUAACAGAACAACUCUUUCAAGAUCUCCUUAAGCCUCAACUUUUCGAAAUCGUAAUAUACCUUUAGAAUCAGAUUAUAUUUGUGAAACUGAGAUGAAUAUAUAAACAGCAAGAAUAGAUAGAGCAUUUUAAUAAACUGAUAUAGAUGAAAGUACUUUACUAUCAACUAAGACACCUACAAGAUAAGAAAAUAGAGUUUAAAAUUCUUCAGUAAUUAAAACAAUGAAUGCUAUUAAUUCUGCAGAUGAAGAUGAUCAAAAUUUAUUGAAAGAAUAAAUUAAACCUCCAAAAAGAACUAAAAAAUAAUUAAGACAUUGUUUACUUCGAGCAUUGAAAAAAUUAAAAGAAAUGAAUGUCUCUACCAAAAUGAUGGUCUAAAAAUAAAUAUUUUCUAAAAAACCUUAUUAGAAGCCUUAUUCAUAAGAAUUUAUACACGCUGUCAAAUUGAAUCAAAUUGAAAAAGUUCAUUAAUAUCUAGAAAAAAAUUAAUACUUAGUUUUUGAUUUUGAUUUCUUUAAUAUGUCUGCCUUGCAUUGGUCUAGUAAAAAAGGAUUAUAUGAAAUGACUGAACUGUUAAUAAAAUAUCAUGCAGAUGUUGAUGCAAUUGAUAUAUUGAAUAGAACACCUUUGUAUUUAGCUAUAUAAGAAAAUAAUAUACCUAUUAUUGAAGUAAGAAUAUUUAUCAAUUUUUAGUUACUUUUAAGAAAUAAAGCAUAUCCUUGGUCUACUUCAGUAACUGAUUUGGGAGAAGUGGUUAAAGAUAACAAAAAAGUUCGCAAAAUAUUAACUUUGAUUAGAAGAGUAAUUAUUACAAUUUAAUUUAUAGUUGGACAUUAUCAACAUGUGGGGAGAGAAAAAAUUGAAAGAAGAAUUUUUUUGAUUUGUUUAUAUAUCUUUAUAAUGUCGCCAUUCCUAU